This is a messenger RNA of Drosophila takahashii, 920 nucleotides long. It is a transcript of the gene mip40, whose product is annotated as Myb-interacting protein 40. The record is from RefSeq and is a predicted model, not a curated record. Gene Ontology annotation, cellular component: transcription repressor complex; Myb complex. Gene Ontology annotation, biological process: negative regulation of transcription by RNA polymerase II. NCBI's taxonomy places the organism in Eukaryota, Metazoa, Arthropoda, Insecta, Diptera, Drosophilidae.
AGUGUUGUAAGUCGCUGCCAUUCCGUUUGAUUUCUGUUUUGCCAUUCGAAAUUGCUUUUCCUUAAUUUUCCACUGCAAAGGAAAAUCUCGUAAAAUGAAGACCACGCCGAAGAAAAAGGAGAUGUCCCUCCGCCUGCGCGAGUCCCGCCGGGAGGAGCAGAAGCCGGAGACGAGCCACCAAGCGCCGGACGACGAUGCCGAGUCGGAUCUGCCCAUUCGGGGUCGUCCCUCGAAGAAGCUGCUGCUGCAGCAGCAACAGCAGCGCCAGUACCAGGUGAAGUUGGAGCCGGAUGUCAAGGCGGUCACGGCGGGCGCCACCGCGAAGCCCUCGACCUCCGCGGCUGCCGUCGUCAUCGGCGGAAGCGGGGGACGCAUCAAGGCCCGCCGGGUGCUGUACAAGAAGACCGCGGGCGUGGGAGCUGCCCAGAAGGCGCCCGGCGAGUCCUAUGUGAUGCGGCUGUUCGAGCGCAGCCUGGACCUCUCCAAGUACCAGGACGGCACUCCCUUGUACCCCAUUUGCCGCGCCUGGAUGGCCAAUCAGCCGAGGAAUCCCGCUGUGGCCGCCUUUCAAACGGAUGGCUCGAUUUCGGCCACCAAACGCGAGGACAACGGCGAGGAGAUCCUCGCCAGACUGAACAGCGGCGAGAUGAAGAUGCUCACCGAGCUGCCGCAGCCCAAGCCCACGGAUAUGCCCAUCAUUCCGCCUCGCCUGGAGUUCGGCCCGGAGGAAAAGAGGCGGGAGAAGGCGCUCGAGGGAGCCAGUGCCUUCGAACUGCUCUCCUCCAAUGUGGCCCGCUGGAAGAAGGUGCGCGGCCACUGGCUGAAGCAUGCCCAGAAGUACGAGCAGGAGCGCUACGAUGUUAUUGACCAGAUCAUGAACGUGGUGUGCAAGAACUGAAGAUGGGAUGAGGGGAAACUGG